Molecule: messenger RNA, 878 nt
Organism: Tachyglossus aculeatus (Australian echidna)
Lineage: Eukaryota; Metazoa; Chordata; Mammalia; Monotremata; Tachyglossidae
Gene: DCXR
Product: dicarbonyl and L-xylulose reductase
Biological process (GO): xylulose metabolic process; glucose metabolic process
Molecular function (GO): carbonyl reductase (NADPH) activity; L-xylulose reductase (NADPH) activity
Source: RefSeq, a predicted model, not a curated record
CGCGGCGGUGCGAGUUGUCGGCGGGUCCAGUGGGGUCGGAGCAGAGGCCGGAAUGGAGCGGAGCUUGGCGGGACGCAGGGCCCUGGUCACCGGGGCCGGAAAAGGCAUCGGGCGGGAGACCGUGAAGGCGCUGUGCCAGGCCGGGGCCCAGGUGGUGGCCGUGAGCCGGACCCGGGAGGACCUGGCCAGCCUGGCCCAGGAGUGCCCGGGCCUAGAGACGGUGUGCGUGGAUCUGGGCGACUGGGAGGCCACGGAGAAGGCGCUGGGCGGCAUCGGCCCCGUGGACCUGCUGGUCAACAACGCCGCCGUGGCCCUGCUGCACCCUUUCCUGGAUGUGACCAAGGAGGCCUUCGACACGUCCUUCGAGGUGAACCUGCGGUCCGUCCUGCAAGUGUCCCAGAUCGUCGCCCGGGGGCUGGUGGCCCGGGGGGCUCCCGGGGCCAUCGUCAACGUCUCCAGCCAGGCGUCCCGCUGCGCCGUGCGGGACCACGCCGUCUACUGCUCCACCAAAAGCGCGCUGGACAUGCUGACUAAAGUGAUGGCGCUGGAGCUGGGGCCCCACAAGAUCCGGGUGAACACGGUGAACCCCACGGUGGUGAUGACGGCCAUGGGCCGGGCCCACUGGAGCGACCCCGGCAAGGCGGGGCCCUUUAUGGACCGGAUCCCCCUGGGCAAGUUUGCCGAGGUGGAGGACGUGGUGAACAGCAUCCUGUUCCUGCUGAGCGACAAGGCCGCCAUGACCACCGGCUCGGGCAUCCUGGUGGACGGGGGCUUCCUGGUGGGUUAGGGCGGGGGGCCGCGGCCGGGCCGGAGGGAGAAGCGGGGCGGCGGCCCGGAUGGAGAACGUUUAUUGUAUAAAAUAAGAAGUGAUCACCCCG